AUGAUUCCCUCUAAAAUUAUUAAGAGAUAAGAACCACUUAUUUCAACUACAAUCUAAGACGCAUCACAAGUGAAAAAGGUACAAAGUAAUCUAAUGUUGGUAUCUAAAGCUAGUAGUUUACCCAAAUAGUUUUAGAAGAAUGAGAAAUUGAAAACCUCAGGAAAUAAAAUUGAAUCUAUUAAGCAUUCAAAAAAUAACUCUAUGAAUCAUUUAUCAACAACAGAGAACACUAAAAUUAUUGACUCUAUUCAAAAUAUUUCUUCCAUUUAUGUUACAAGUAAAUCGGAAGAAAUCCAACUCAAAAAUGAGAUCUAAUUAAAAACAUAAAUCAUUGCGGAUUUAAAUAAAAAUAUCUCUUAAUUAUAAUUUCAAAAUGCCAACUAGUAGAUCUUAAUCUCCUAACUAGAAAAAGACGUUUAAUAAUUAAAUUAAACCAUUGAAAAAAUGUGUGAAUAAUUAUCAAACUCAAAUAGUGAUUAUAACAAUGAACUACAUGAACUUAAAAAUUAAAAUGUAAAAAAUGAUAAACUAAUAAUGUUUUAUAAAUCAGAAAAUCAAUAAUUAUUAAGUAUCAUUAAAUAGGGAUCAUAUACUAAAACUAAAGUUGAUAAAGAAAAUCAACCUAAUGCCCCUCAAACAAAUCAAUAGGAUUAAAUAAAUUGUCUAAAAGAUUAAAUAGAUCUCUAAAAAAAAUAGUUUUAAUAGACAGAAAAUUCUUUACAGAAGUAAAUAUCAGAACUAAAUCAAUUUGUAAAUGAAUUAUUUUAUUAAUAAUCAACUGAAAGAGUAAAAACGAAUAUAAGCAAUAGAGUUGAUAAGGAUAUUAGAAAUAGAAAGCUCUCAUUAUAAAAUGAAGUGAUGGAUUCCUUAUAGAAUUUUGAUCAAUAAUAGAGAUUAGAUCAUUAAUUUGAUAAUAUUUAAUGCAAUUCUAAUUAAUUGAAUGAAAAGUAGUUAAAAACAGCGUAUUCUGAUAAUCUCAAUACUAAGGAAAUCACAAAAUUAAAGCAGGUUGUUCAAAUACAAAAGAAACAAAUUGAGUCUUAAUAAAAGACAAUUCUUAAUCAACACUUCGAAAUUUAAAAUUUAUAAACUUUGCUUUAUAAAAUCGACUAAGAUAGUGUUCCUAAACAAAGUAAAAAAAAAGAAGUUCAAGAAGAAAUUAUUACAAAUGAAUUCACAAAUUCUCCAAAAGAUGAUAUAUAUCAUUUAAAUGACAGCUAAAGUGAGAUUAAACCAAAAUAUUACAUGGAUAGUAUUUAGAAUACAUUCCAAAAAUUUUAAGUUAUAACAGAGGAAAGCACUUUCAGAAGUUGA
This is a messenger RNA of Paramecium tetraurelia, 1314 nucleotides long. RefSeq lists its product as uncharacterized. NCBI's taxonomy places the organism in Eukaryota, Ciliophora, Oligohymenophorea, Peniculida, Parameciidae. The transcript is spliced from 2 exons. The record is from RefSeq and is a predicted model, not a curated record.